This is a messenger RNA of Medioppia subpectinata, 527 nucleotides long. NCBI's taxonomy places the organism in Eukaryota, Metazoa, Arthropoda, Arachnida, Sarcoptiformes, Oppiidae. The record is from the annotation of a GenBank genome assembly.
AUGUGUGUUAUUCCUCCUCAGGUGUCGACCAACUCGACAGUGAUUUACGUGAAGGAAUUGGUGGCCAAACACUUACAGAUACCGGUCUGUCAGCAGAAGUUAGUCUUCAAAGGGAAAACAUUAUCAGACCACAUGUCUCUCGAAGAUUACGACAUAAGCGAAGGAAAUAAAAUCCAUUUGUUUGCCAUCGAGUCGUCCGUCACCGCCGCUGAUAACCAGUCAUCACCACAACAACAACGGCUGCCGUCGGAGUUGACAAACACACAGAAGAAUCAGUUCCUCAAUCACUUGACACAAGUGCUGCAGAAGUACUACACGACGGCCGACGCGGCGAAGAUUGUGGACGAGUUUAGGCGUAACCUCCAGUCAGAUGUGAAUGAACUCAGUCUCGACGACAUCGAGAGAUUGGCUAAACUUAAGUUAACUCAACAACAGAUUUAAAUACAAUUCCCAUUAGUAUUGCAAUUAUUUGUAUAAUUAUAAAAACAUCGAGUGAUUAAACGAAUGCUUUUUUAAACAAAACUACC